Messenger RNA from Rosa chinensis, 796 nucleotides. RefSeq names its product auxilin-related protein 2-like. Bases 210 to 593 code for a protein of 127 amino acids. The record is from RefSeq and is a predicted model, not a curated record. Lineage: Eukaryota; Viridiplantae; Streptophyta; Magnoliopsida; Rosales; Rosaceae. Gene Ontology annotation, biological process: clathrin coat disassembly; clathrin-dependent endocytosis. Gene Ontology annotation, cellular component: intracellular membrane-bounded organelle; vesicle; cytoplasm. Gene Ontology annotation, molecular function: clathrin binding. The transcript has 5 exons.
AUCAACAUAAAUUCUAAAUUCCCAAUAAAUUUUUGACUCGCUAAAACUGUUCUAUGCAAUUUUUGAUUAAACUCCCAUUAUGUCAUAAUAUAUUUCAAAUAAAAAUAUUUUAUCCGCAUCUUACAAUUUUCGGAUGGAGAAGUUGCUAAAGAAGAAUUUUAGGCUAUAAUGUGGAUGAAUGCUCGGAUCAACAAAGAGAUGAACACGAAAUGACUAGAACUCCCCAGGAUGAAGACAGAACAUGGUGUGGUCAAGAUGAAAAGCAACAUUCAGAAAAAGAUAUGGAACUGGAGUUCUUGGAUGAAGACAUAAGGUUAUGGUCAGCUGGGAAGGAAUUGAACAUUCGCAUGCUUCUUUCAACACUACACCAGAUUCUAUGGCCCAAUAGUGGUUGGUAUACAAUACCUUUGACAAGCCUAUUAGAAAGUUCACAAGUCAAGAAAGCCUAUCAAAAGGCAAGGCUAUGUCUCCACCCUGACAAACUGCAACAAAGAUCAGCAACACCAGCUCAAAAGUAUGUUGCUGAGAAAGCUUUCUCCAUCCUCCAGGAUGCAUGGGCAGUAUUCAUCUCCCAAGAUGUUUUCAUUAUCUAGUGGACACUUGGUACUCAGUUUUGACUUGAAGAUUGCGAUUGAACUACGUGCAAGCUUUUAGGUAUCCAUCAUAUAUAUUGAACAAUAUCGACCUUCUUCUUCAUCGUGAGCUUUGUAAAUGCGAAAUAUGUACAUUGUUGGAUUAACAAAAGUUGGUAUUUCUAAUCUGUAUACGCUUUGAAGUGGUUAACAAUAUUUUAGUA